AUGCUUAUCUUUCUCUCUUGCUUUACUUCUGUCCCUAUCCCCAACAUUUGUAGGGCCCUGUGCGUUCGCCGCGCUACUAUUAUGGCGAGCAUUGGCCCAAAGUUAUCGCGGCGGCAGAAACUACAUGUCCAUCUCAAGGCGGUGUUGCAGGCGCUUCCCAUAUCAAUAUUAAUUGUUGCUGAGGGAAGGGACAUGUACUAUCGUGCGACGUGGGAAGUGACAGAGCUACCACCGGGUGCGUUCCGAACAGGUGAUGUUAUCGCAAUCUGUAAUCGGUGGUACACGCUGCCUACUUGGGGCCACAAACUGUACAGUGUUCUGUCGAAGGUUCUGCUGAAGUCUUCGUGGGAUGAUGUUGGGGUCAUUUGGGUAAAGGAGGGAGUCCCCCAUGUUUUCUUCAGUGAUUUCACGGGAGCUCAUGUGUUGAGCUUGGAAAAGUUUAUCAAAGAUCGAAUGCCGCGUGGUAUUGCGCUUAGGAGGCUCGUUGUAGCCGAUGCGGAUGCUGGACGCAAGCCCAAUGCAGCGGUUGCAUCUGUCUUCGCGGAGGAGGUUCAGAAACUCGAACCCCAUCCGUGGUAUUUGUUCUCAGCAAGUAUGCGGUACAAUCGGGAGCACAAACACUAUGAAUGUGUGGUGGAUAUGUGCCGCCAGAGGUGUAAGAUCUACCAGAUGAUUAAAAGCGGUGCGUCAAACUCCGCCAUAAAUGGGCAAAAGGAAAAACUGAAGGAGAUGGAGGUGAUGAAGCAGCAUUUGGCUACCUUCGUCGAACCUGAUAAAACGUUCCGUUUGUUCAACGGGUCAUUGGUUGCUUCAUUCCUCGCGACUUUCGAUUUGCUCGACAGAAGCAUGCCGCCGCCGUCCCGCUAUGUGCCUCAAGACUUUGCCCACGACUUGCCGUUCAAGUGCGUGGCAGCUUUAGAAGAACCAGUUGUAUUUUUCAAGAACUGA
This is a messenger RNA of Trypanosoma brucei brucei TREU927, 948 nucleotides long. RefSeq lists its product as hypothetical. The transcript has a single exon. The record is from RefSeq and is a predicted model, not a curated record. NCBI's taxonomy places the organism in Eukaryota, Euglenozoa, Kinetoplastea, Trypanosomatida, Trypanosomatidae. The coding region runs from base 1 to 948 and encodes 315 amino acids.